AUCACCCACAGGCGGCAGGAUGGCGAUCGAUCCGGCGGUGGAGCGUUCAGCUCAGAGGGAGAUUUGUGAGGAGGACCUGAUCACACAGCAGAGCUGAGGCCCAGUCUGCGCUUCCAGAAGGGCUCUGGCAUCAUGAACAGAGAUGAUGCAAUGGAGCAUCAAAUGCUGUUGACAUUUUCACAACAACAUUUGAAAACUGUCCAUUUUCCUCUUGGCUGACAUUCCUGAAGAAGAACAUCAUGGCUUUUUGCAACGAGAGCCUGCUGGAGGAUUGUCACUUCAUGGAGCCAGAGCUGGAGGAAGUGGCAGAAAGCCUGCCGUCGGCGGGCAAGACUCCUCUCAUUUCGGUCACGCUGCGCGUGAGCCUGGCAGCUGUGAUGAUUUUCAUGAUUGCUAUUGGUUUUCUUGGCAAUGCGAUUGUGUGUCUGAUAGUUUACCAGAAACCAGCGAUGCGUUCUGGGAUCAACCUCCUCCUGGCGACGCUGGCCUUCUCGGACAUCAUGCUGUCCCUGCUCUGCAUGCCCUUCACCGCCAUCACCGUGGCCUCUGCGGACUGGACCUUUGGCAGCAAGUUCUGCAGAGCGUCCAUCAUGUUGUAUUGGCUCUUCGUCCUGGAGGGGGUGUCUAUCCUCCUCAUCAUCAGCGUGGACCGCUUCCUCAUCAUAGUGCAGCGGCAGGACAAGCUGACCCCGCACCGAGCGAAAGUGCUGAUCGCGGGGUCGUGGGUGUUGAGCCUGUGCGUUUCCCUGCCAUCAGUGGUCGGUUGGAGGACGGGUGCGGUGGGUGUCGGUGGUGUUUGGGCGCCCCAGUGUGUACUGGGAUACAGUGAGUCGCUGGCGGACCGUGGGUACACAGUGUUACUGGCUGUGGCAGUAUUUUUUGUGCCAUUUGCAGUCAUGCUGUACUCCUACAUGUGCAUCCUCAACACAGUGCGCCGUAACACCCUGCGCAUUCACAACCACACCACUGAGCACUCCUGCCUGCCAGCCCUCAACCAGGUCAGCAAAAUGAGGCUCACUGGGCUGCAACGGCCACCUCCCAUCAAGGUGGACAUGAGCUUCAAAACCAGAGCCUUCACCACCAUCCUCAUCCUCUUCGUUGGCUUCUCUGUGUGCUGGCUGCCUCACACAGUGGUCAGUCUGCUGGCAGUGUUCAGCCGACAGUUUUACUACAGCCCUGUCUUCUAUCCGGUCAGCAUCGGGGCCCUGUGGCUGAGCUACCUGAAGACGGUCUUCAACCCCAUCAUCUACUGCUGGCGGAUCCGGAAGUUCAGAGAAGCCUGCCAGGAGUUUAUUCCCAAAAGCUGCAAACUGUGUCCCCGCGUGGACAGGAGCCACAGGCGCGUCCGACCCAGCAACAUCUACGUGUGCAGUGAGACCCAGUCAUCAGUGUGAAACAACACUCUUCAGAACUGUGGGUUCACUUUGUUAUGAUGCACUGAUGAACAUAGAUCGGUGGAAACAUUUACAGCUGUGACUGAGGCUGCUAACAGACGUGAAAUGUGUUCUUAGGGGCAUUUUUCUAAUGACAUAAAGAAAAUGACACUCAA
Oryzias latipes (Japanese medaka) is the source of this 1549-nucleotide messenger RNA. RefSeq names its product G protein-coupled receptor 45 (gene gpr45). NCBI's taxonomy places the organism in Eukaryota, Metazoa, Chordata, Actinopteri, Beloniformes, Adrianichthyidae. Gene Ontology annotation, molecular function: G protein-coupled receptor activity. Gene Ontology annotation, biological process: G protein-coupled receptor signaling pathway. The record is from RefSeq and is a predicted model, not a curated record. Gene Ontology annotation, cellular component: membrane.